CAAGCGUUCUCCUCGGAGCGUGCCACAAGCGUAGCGUGCCCCGUUUCUGCCAGCUCAGUCCUUGUCUUCGAACGUCACUAAGCCAAGAUAGGAGACUUUGGUGUGACUUCAGGGGCCAUGGCUGCUUGCAAGAGCCGCGAAAAGCUGCAGUGGCGUCACAACCAGCAGUGCCGCACGCAGAUGAGUACCGCGCCUAGUUACAGUCACGAGGGAGAAGACGCAGGUGACGACUCGAAGCGUACCGACAGCAUCGUCCAUGGCUUCAAAGUGAUCACAGUGGCAUCACCGGACACAGUACCGCCUUUCUCAGACGUGACGCCGUCUUGCAUCUCUUUUCGUGGGUGGCCUCGUACAUUCGGACCAAGCAUCUCUAUCAUCGGCGAAACUGUCGGUGCGUGCGUCACCUCCUUCUGGACCGAGAACAGCAACGCCCAGCUCGAGCUCCCAGCUCCGUGUUUUCUCUGCGAUUACGACAUCGAUGUUCUCGAAACGACCGAAGACGCGCGAUUCCUGCCGUACCCGGAGCCGAUAGUUUCCAACGCCAACGUCCGAAAUAAAAACGGGACCCACGCGGUCAGAACGGAUGGCGGCGUCGAUGGUGGCGAUUGCGGCGGCGCACGUCUACUGCUUAACGCGACGAACAACAAGUCCAACGGCGACGUACAGCUGGACCAGACCACCGUGGGACACGAUCCGAUAUGGGAAAGUUUCCAGCACGCACACGCCUGUGGUCAUGACAUGCGCAAUUCUGUCUGUGACCGAGAGUCCUCCAAGGGCGUAACCAUAAUGGCGUAACAUUUGUGCGAGUAGAGGUCUCCGAGAAGAGCACUGCAGCUUUGGGGCUCCCGGCCACUGCCCCCAUUUACACCAGCUUUGUGGCCACGUGCUACGAGAGGGUGGGAACGGUCUAAUGUGGCCUGAGAAAAGACGAAUCACGCGGCUUCCAAUCAUGGGCUCGUGUACAGUAUUUAAAUAAUUUCUUACUUAGUAGUAUGUUUGUGAUAGGGAUAAAUAUCAUUGUACUGGAGAAUAAAUAUUAUC
Molecule: messenger RNA, 1041 nt
Organism: Dermacentor silvarum
Lineage: Eukaryota; Metazoa; Arthropoda; Arachnida; Ixodida; Ixodidae
Exons: 2
Coding region: 118-795 (225 amino acids)
Source: RefSeq, a predicted model, not a curated record